Hordeum vulgare subsp. vulgare (domesticated barley) is the source of this 1453-nucleotide messenger RNA. RefSeq names its product tetratricopeptide repeat domain-containing protein PYG7, chloroplastic. Bases 236 to 1210 code for a protein of 324 amino acids. Gene Ontology annotation, molecular function: protein binding. NCBI's taxonomy places the organism in Eukaryota, Viridiplantae, Streptophyta, Magnoliopsida, Poales, Poaceae. Gene Ontology annotation, biological process: receptor-mediated virion attachment to host cell. The transcript is spliced from 5 exons. Gene Ontology annotation, cellular component: cell outer membrane. The record is from RefSeq and is a predicted model, not a curated record.
GCUCGCGGCUAGGACAUUCAUUCCAACCCAACCCAACCCAACCCAGCACCCACCCACCCAGCCGAACCUUAUCUUCUCCCCCAUCCUUCUCCUCCGGCCACCGCACUCCCGGAGCUGAGCUCCUGCCGCCGCCGCUCACGCUGCAACGCCGGCCGUCGGUGCCCAGAAGAAUCUUGCCGCGGUCUUGUCCUCUCCUACGCAGAAGCGGGCCACCACGGACGUGCGUGCCGUAGCCAUGGCCGCCGCCUGCCGUUUCGCCGCGCCGCUGGGCCUCGCCCCGCUGCCUCGCGGCCGCGCCGUCGCCAAGGGCGUCACUUUCUCGAUAGGCUCCGCCAAGGCCGUGCCACGGGGCGUCGCGGUGAAGGCGGCAAGCGGGACGUCCGGCGGCGAGGAGGCGCCGGAGACCGUCGGCCCCCUCUGCUGCACUGGCGUAGGAAGGCAGAUUAUCAAGAGAGCAGAGGAGGUUUUUCUUUCAACACAAGUAAAAGAAAGUUCCGGUGCCCACUCGGACAAGGAUCUAAAGAGACAUAUGAACUUGCUGCAGCAACUUGGUUUACUUCCUUUUGGUGUUACGACAUGGUUGAGUUUUGCACAGUCAGCACAGUCUAGUGAAGGAGUAAAGUUAAAUAUGGUUUACGAGGUCGGGGAGCUGUUCGAGCUGGGAAUUCAGCUUUCGUAUCUCCUCAUACUACUUGGCCUGCUUGGAACUGGUACAUUUUUUGUGAUCCGUCAGGUUCUUGUCCGCAGAGAGCUUGAUCUUUCCGCGAAAGACUUGCAGGAACAAGUGAGAAGUGGUGAGGGAAGCGCUACUGAACUUUUUGAGCUUGGAGCGGUCAUGCUCCGGCGAAAGUUUUACCCUGCAGCUAUCAAAUAUCUACAGCAAGCAAUCCAAAAAUGGGAUAGAGAUGAGCAAGAUCUCGCACAGGUGUACAAUGCCCUGGGGGUUAGCUACAAGCGAGAGAACAAACUGGACAAGGCAAUCAAGCAAUUCGAGAAGGCUGUGGAGCUCCAACCGGGCUAUGUGACGGCAUGGAACAACCUAGGCGACGCGUAUGAGCAGCAGAAGGACCUCGCGUCAGCGCUCAGGGCGUUCGAAGAGGUGUUACUAUUUGAUCCAAACAACAAGGUGGCAAGGCCACGCCGAGAUGACCUCAAGUCGCGCGUGGGCAUGUACAAGGGGGUGCCAGUGAGGAGUACUGAAAAGCGAUAGCCGCCGGAUUCUUGCAUCAGUUUUGAACAGUAGCAUCUGUAAACAUGAUGAGAAGUUGUAUGUAGCAUAUUGGUGGUUGUAGAAUGUUUGAAUGUUAGAGCAAAAUGUAGAAUUUGCUUUCGAGGUCGGCGCCAAGUCAGUAACAGUAAUUCUCAUGAUACUCUUGCGUUUGCUAGUAUUCGCUGGGCACAUUUGCAGCAUCGAAUAUUUACAACAUGAUAACAAAUCAAUUAUUUCUACCAA